Oikopleura dioica is the source of this 2328-nucleotide messenger RNA. The record is from the annotation of a GenBank genome assembly. NCBI's taxonomy places the organism in Eukaryota, Metazoa, Chordata, Appendicularia, Copelata, Oikopleuridae.
AUGUUAGGCUACUUUUGGGCAUUUCUGCCCUUUGUUUUCUCCCAGGAGACAUUUACUCAGCUUUACAGCGAUAAAAUCCGAUUUCCCGAUGGGAACUCGCGACAACUCAACAUCCCUGUCACUCCUUUCUCCAAGACCUCUCAAAUGGUGAAAAUCGACGACGAUGCCGUCAUUUUUCGCGAUACUUCUUCUUCCGCUGAGACAUUCUGGCUUUGGCUUUCCGACUCUCCGGCGAACUUCACCAAGCUUCGUCUUCAAACCGGGGAUGUUAACAACUCCCCUGGAUGUCUCAUAGACGCCGGCUCAGCCAUCGACACCAGUGGAACUCCGCAGCGCGUGGUCACUCGAGUUUGCCCUGGAAACGCACAGUUUCAGAUCGAUCAAUGGCUUAUUGACGACACCCUUUUCCAGCCGCUUUUUUCGACUUCAUAUGUUUUCGAAGACCCUGACAUCAUUUCAAUCGCGCAAAUUUCUCCACAAAUCGUCUUUUUGGCGAGUUCCCGAAGACUUUUCUAUUACAACUUGAGGAUGACUGAGCCUUACAUUAUUAAUGAAUUCUUUAUGCCAAUAACAACGGCCGUUCUGAAGAGCCAGGAUGACGAAGACACCGGAAAAGUCUACUUUCAUAUGUCAACGGAUCAAGGCUUCAACACCACAUACUUCUGGCUCGGAGAACUUCUUUCUGGAGAAAAUGUCGAGUACCAAUUCAACUGGAACUGGGAUUGGACUUUGCAAGUAACAGACGGAGUCAUCACGGACUUUGAUUUUCAAAUCGCGGGCGGAAAUUAUACCGACUCUCUUGCCAAGAUCAUGUCUGUCGAUGUCGCAUCAGUGAAUAUUCGAUAUGAAGACGGGACUUGGUGGAGAAUGGGAAGUACAAAACAAGGAGUUCCUUUCGGAAAUGCAACUGCAUUGGGAGUUGUUGAUUGGGGACAGAAACAAACAGAAAAGAGCUUGGAGGCUAGAACUCUCGAAGAUGCUGGAAUCGUUGCGUUCGUUGGUACCAAAUCGGGUGUUUUUUAUCUCGAAGAUGGAAGUCAAUCCCCUUGGAGAGUGCUUGAAGGUUAUCGCUGGUUAGUUGGAAAUGAAGUAGAGCAGUUAAAUGUCUUGAACGGGAAUAAUCCCGGCGCAUUUGUCAGAACUCAGGACGGUCUGAGCUGGAUUACGAGGAAUACUUCGCAAUCAUUUGCGGACAAAUCUGAUCAGGUGCUUGAAGUUUACAAUUCUGGCCGCCACGGUCAGCGAAAUCUCGGAGUCGACCAUCCAAUGAACGGGCUCGUUUCGCAGAUCAGCUUCCCAGAGUUCGGAAAUCCGGAGAAAAACUUUUCUCAAAGUGCAAAUGACAAUGAUAGUCUUUGGACGUCAAUGCUUCUUGCUGCUGAAUGCUUUAGAUUUUCUGUUACUGGAGAUGAGCGAGCGAAAACGAAUGCAUACAAGAUGUUCAAUGGAACAAGAUUAUUGCAGCACGUGACUGGUCAUUCCGGGCUCAUUGCUCGGGCAGUCUCGACGACACAAGAAAGCUCAAUUUGGCAGAAAUGGGAAGCAAAUGAGAUUCCUUACACAAUGCCGGAUUACGAUGGGAUCCCGACUCGCUGGGGUCAUUGGGACCCGUACUCAGUCAACUUCGACAUGGACCGAUAUUCUGAGCGAGGCCUCAACUCCUUACAAAUCUUAACCUACCUCGCUGGAGCAGAAGUUCUCACGAAAAAAUAUGGAAUGACAGCAAAGAAUAACUACAUGUCGCAUUUUGACUACCUCUACAACAAAAUGGACUACAAGCGAAACCUUGGAAACGUAAAAUUACAGGCAGCAAGCGAGGAUAAUUACAGUGACGAUGAGCAGCAGUUUCUCGCUUAUUACUUGUUCUACUUCACUGUUUUGAAGAACGAGCAUCUUUCUAGCCUUGAUAAAGAGACAAUUACUGUCUUUAAAAAUUCUAUCUACAAGACCUGGAAGCACGUCAGCUUCUCCGAAAAUUCCGUUUUUGCUGGCGUCGCUCUUUCGUUUCUAGGAGACGAUCUAUCGGACACUGAUAAGAAAUUCACAAGAGAUAUUCUGAUCAAGGACUUGACCAGGAUUCCGAUUUCUCAAGUCACCUGGGAUUACGACGCGACUCCGGGAAGUAACAGAAAAGACAUGUAUCUUGAUCCACAAGAAGAUCGACGAGGAAACUUUGGAACCCACGUGACAAUUCCCAUCCCAAAAGACGAGCAAGCAUAUCUGCAAUGGAACAAGGACCCAUUUAUGUAUGGACCCAGUAACGGUCAGAACUUUGAAUUCCCGGGAACUGUGUAUUUGCCAGGGUUCGGUAAUUUGAGCUCACGCUAA